Molecule: messenger RNA, 3197 nt
Organism: Amoebophrya sp. A25
Lineage: Eukaryota; Dinophyceae; Syndiniales; Amoebophryaceae
Source: the annotation of a GenBank genome assembly
UUCAAAUUUAGUUUUGGUGUUACUCUCGUCUUUUAGUGAGAAUGAAUCCCCUUUUUCUCCGACUAUGGGACGUACCGUAGGUCAGCUGAAGGUACCUAAAUUCGAUGAUUAUAUAUCAUGCAUGUGCUAUCAUUAGUUUUCCUUCCGACAAGAUUCAUGAGGGGCAUCUUUCUACAAACACCCUAUAUGAAAGUACAGUAAAAAGAAGUAAGAUCUAGUACAACUAUGAUGUUACAUUAGAUAAUUACGAGGAUGUAUGGUCGCAUGGAUCAUCCGUAUCCCUACCCGACGGAACAAGAUUCAUGGUCUCCCUGGGCAGUUCCCGGUGAAUUUGGAGAAGAAGAAAGCGAAUCUCCGGACCACUUGCUUUAUCCCGUCCUCGCUUUGCUGGUUAUAUCUUAUGAACAGACACGCAUGUUGUAAAUACGCGGGAGACUAUUUCCGAAAAGAACAUCUUGUAGUUAGGAGUUUGAGUUUCUUCACUCCGCAAAGGAAACCUGACUUACUUUGCUAAGAUCGUUUUCCGUUUAGCAAGGUCAGUCUAUUACUUACUGCAGAGAUUCUGCCUAGCCGGAUGCAUGGCCUCUAAGAUUCACAUAGCUUGUUGCAUGGCCUCUAAGAUUCACAUAGCCGGUUGCAUGGCCUCUAAGAUUCGCACGUCUCGAUGUAUUUUUUACUGAAGCAGGUCAUGGCUUGCUUUCCGACAAAGGACCAGCAGGGGCCCAUCUACGCGAGCACUGUCCUAGAUGCAGAGCGGAAAGAUCAGUGAUUGGGCUGCAACGCAGCCGGAUCCGAGAAACGCUGAAUCGAAGGUUACGCGCGAUAGUACACACUAAGCAUGGAAAGCUCACCUUCUUCUUUCGCACGCGCCUACAAGAAUUAACGCAUGCUGCAGUAGUCUAGCGUCUACAGGCACGGCAGGAAGAGAAAACAGGCUGAUUUUCAAUCCGGGAUGGGAAAUGUGCAGGGGCACGAUCGCUAGCAUCCGCAGUGCUGACCCACGAGCGGUGGAGGCCCUGGUCAGAAAGCGCUAGAUUUGCGAUCUUCGUGACAGAAGUCCACUUUUGCGGUACCAGCAGCGGGGCGCACACGCAGGGCUUUAUCUGUUCCCAGAUUGGUGCCUUAUCGUACGGAGAUCUUCAACUUCAAGUGCAACUACUGGCUCAAGUCGUAGUUGGAAUUGUCAGUCUACUUUGCAAAGCUGUGACUUCUUUCUUCUACUUUCUGGAAAGCUGGUGAGGAGGACGGAGGAUGGGCAACCAGUUUUUUUGUCCUACGGAUCAGCUUCCGUACGAGGAGCAAAGUUUCGCAUCAAAGUUCGAGGUGGACGAGUCAGCGGCAAUAGGUAGUGGCAAAUUCUCGCAAGUUUACCUUUGCUGGGACAAGAAAAGGCCUGACAAGAGGUAUGCCGUGAAAGAAAUCAAUAUCAAAAUCCUCGGGAACGAGUACAAUGCCUCAGUGAAUAGAAUAUACGAGGAAAUCCGAAUCAUGCAGCACUUGGGAACACAUCCUGGGCUAGUGCAGCUGAUAGACUUCGACGAUAGCUCGUCCACUUCCACGAUACGUGUUGUGCUCGAAUUAUGCGAGGGUGGCGAAUUGUAAGGCUCUGCUUAUUGGAAGUUCUAGUCUGCGUACUGUCGUGUCUAAUAUGCAUGAGCUUUCCUUGAAUGUAAUGUCAGAGACAUUUGCGGUAAAGAUCUCAUCGUCAUCACUCACGUUCCUAGUGCUUAAGUACGUUCUCCUUUCAAGAAUUACUUUCGCAACAGAUACGACCGAAUCCAGCAGCGAGUCUUUUACCCCGAGCAGGAGGCCAUACAGUUGAUAACAAAUCUCCUAGAAGCAGUCGCCUAUAUCCAUUCAAAGGGCAUCAUGCACAGAGAUUUGAAGCCGGAAAAUAUACUGUUAGUGUCCAAAUCUUCGCAUACAGACAUAAAGAUUUCGGACUUCGGACUAGCGAAAAUGAGUACUUACUAACAACACGGUGGCUUCUACAUAGCUGUUUUGUUUACAUUGGAAGCAGCAAUGGCAACGCCAAUGUGAAGAUUCUACAAUGACUACCUUGAAUGCCUCCCAUAAUAGGGGUAGCAAGCCGACCUCUGUCAGCCAUACAAUAAGAAUCUUUCCUUAUUCAGUGGAAUGCUGUCGCCAUUUUUGUAAUUUUCCUGUAGGUCGCGACUUUCCCCGGAAGCUGCCGAGAUCAAACAGCAUAUGUGGGAGUGACUUUUACCUCGCGCCUGAAGUCAUUCGGCAGGAGGAAUACGGCCGAGAAAUAGACGUUUGGAGUGUCGGCAUUGUCGCCUACGUUUUACUCUCUGGCUCCUUGCCGUUCUUCCACAGCGUGCUGCACAAACUGUAAUGAAUAUGGAAAAUACUUUACGGAUAAGAAAAAACUACUUACGAUGGGAUCAUCACUGUGUAAAAGUAUAGAGUUCUUUUGUUCUCACACUCGAUGUGUCUUGCACCUUUAGACAGAUAGAGGUAAGAUAUGUGUCCUGGUUUCAUCUACACUUUCAAUGAUUAACACUACGACAGGUAUCGGCAAAUAGUAGAGCGUGAUAUCAGUUUCCCGGACUCAACGUGGUCAAAUGUUUCCAAGGGAGCACAGGACUUUAUUCUCCGCCUGUUGCAGGUUCGACCUGGAGAUCGAAUGACAGCAGAAACCGCCCUAAAUCACCCGUGGCUUCGACGCGUGGCACAAAGUUUUUGCCAUGCUUCGCAGCAACAGCGCAUCGGGAUCUUCCACAGUAUUAGUUACUUCUGAUUAAGUGAAUAACUUGUUGGAAAUGCAUGUGUAUGAGUAAGUACUCUCAAAACCAAGAUGCAUCACACCCAUACUACUGAAUGUAAGGCACGCGCGCUCUGAAUUUCUCGCCUGUGUGUUUUCUUUCUCAGGUAUGUGAGGCCCUUCGGAAGCGUUCAACGAGUUCCUUGCGUUUUCCUUUCCAGGAGCGCUUCGUUGGCGCCGCUCGGAUCCUGUGGCUGAUACCCAGCGAAGAGAAAGACAUCAUUCAACGUCAUACUCGCGCACAUCCCCAUCGAAUUGCUCUUAACACUGGCAUCUCCUCCUAGUUUUACUUCUCCUUUUUUCGGGCAAGCGCUCUAGAACCUGCUAUGACGCCACAACACUAUUUUCAUGAUCAUGGUAAGGCACCAUCCACAAGCUUCUUGGGCUUGAGCGCGAAGCCAAUCAAUUUCGG